Nothoprocta perdicaria is the source of this 2319-nucleotide messenger RNA. RefSeq names its product HEAT repeat containing 4 (gene HEATR4). The transcript is spliced from 14 exons. NCBI's taxonomy places the organism in Eukaryota, Metazoa, Chordata, Aves, Tinamiformes, Tinamidae. Gene Ontology annotation, molecular function: oxidoreductase activity. Bases 1 to 2022 code for a protein of 673 amino acids. The record is from RefSeq and is a predicted model, not a curated record.
AUGACCUCACAGGACUUCAGCCACUCUGAUCAACAUCAGUUGUAUUACCUGAGAAAGUACGUCAGGCACAUAGUGGAGAGCCUGAGUUUCUCUAAGGAUGUACUGGAGCAACAAGGACUGUCCUAUAAGGAGUACAACUUCAAACACCUCUAUGAUCCUUCUGAUAUCAUUCAAAAGCCCAAAAGGACUGCAAAGAUUGUUCAUCAGGUGGAUGAAGGGAUGAAGGACUUUUUCAUCCUGGAGAACCAUGACCAAUACUGCAAACAUCUCCAGCAGCCCUUCCCAAGACAACCUGAAUGCUGGGGUUGCAAGUCACAGAGGAGGACAGCAUGGAGACCCAAGAAAGGAGCCUUUCGAUGGAUUGCUCUCCCCACUUUAACUCCUUAUUUUGUGCAAAAUGAUGAGGAGUCACCUCCUACAAAGGCCAAGGAAGUACAGAAGGAGUUCAAGGAGCCUAAUAAAGAAGUGUCUUGGGAAACACAAGUCCUCAGAGCUACACUGGAGCAGUGGAAGGAUGCCUGGGACCUGCAACUAGGGCCAUUGCUUAGCGAGGCUCUGCGGGACCCGAAUGCCCACGUGCGAAUGGCAUCUGCGCUGUGUCACUACGCUCUCGGGGACAGGAGCGAGGAGGCACGAGCAGUCAUGAAGGACGCUCUGGAACACGGCAACUCUGCGGACAGCUGGGCAGCGGCGCAGUGCCUGGCUCUGGAGAGCGCCGUCACCGUGCCCGUGGUGGCCAAGCUCCUCUCCCAGCUCUUUGAGAAGAGCGACGCGGCCGCCGAGGAGCAGGCCUGCCUGCUGCUAGCCCACCUCGGGGAGCGCACGCCCCUGGUGCACUUCCUGCUGACAGCGCAGCUGAACAGCCCCCGCUGGACGGCCCGCGCCCGUGCCUGCCGCGCGCUCCCUGGCGCUGGGGAGCAUCCCAGCCAGGACCUAACAGAGAAGCUUUCCCAGCUGAUGUGGGAGGACUGGAACGCAAGAGUACGCCAGGCAGCUACCCUGGCACUGGGACACAUGGAGCUAGCAAAGGAGAUCCAUGAUUCGCUCACGGAGAAGCUGAGCACUGGGAGCUGCCAGACAAAGGUGCAGGCUCUCUCUCUGAUUAGGCAGCUGCACUACAUGACAGAGACGCUAUUUCCAGGCUUCCUGCAGUGCUUCUCCAGUGACUUUGUUGCCGUGCGGAAAGAAGCCUGUCUUACGGCCGGAGCACUUGGCAUUAAAGAUGAGCAGGUCCUUCAGUGUCUCAGUGAAAUGAUGCAGUAUGAUCCUCACUGGAUAAUCAAGGUUUUUGCCAUCAGAGCAUUGGGCGAAAUAGGCCACGUGAGUCCUGAGCUGAAGGAUCAUCUUCUGUGGGCGCUUCACUACGAGGAGGAGGCAGACGUGCGGCGAGAAGCCUGCUGUUGCAUCGCCACGCUCUGCUUGCAGGACGAAAACGUUCGGGCGACGCUGUUGCAGAGAUUGGUUCUGGAGCCAGAUGAAACAGUCAGAGAAGAAGUGGCAAAAACUGUGAAGAUCCUUAAUUUUGCCCAUGAGGAAGAUCAAGAAAUGAUUAAAGAGAUCAAGGAAAAGAUUUUUAGGCUAAGCCAAAAGGACUUGGUGACCCAGAAGCUUCAGAAACUUGAAAAUGUCAUGGACUGGCUGAGGCAGAAAGUCAACCGCAUCGGCUGGAGCAGAGAGGACAUUGAUUCUGAAUGCGAGGACAUCCUGGAGAGGAUCACUGCUGUUUUUCAAUCCACCCCUGGUCAAAACCCUUCUACUCUUGGAUCAGAAACUGAGAUCCAGAGCACUGUACCACAAUUAGCAAUAGAUGCAAGAGCCGAACGAGGCCGUGACGGAGGAGCCGUACCUCCGUGUCUUUCGUUAGCCGUAUAUCGACGUCGCGGGGGCCUCCGUCUUGCCAGCGGGCUGGGAACCCGUAGACACUCAGCGCCUUCUCGCUUUGCGUUAGCGCUGGGGGGAGGCAGUCGUGAAGGAACGACUUGGCCCUCUGAUCCACAGCAGCAUCAAUGGGUGCAUAGCUGACCAGCUUCUGUAUCAGCCUCUGCACCUUCUCCACAAAAGCCGUCCGGCGAGCGUCGACCACGUCCGAGUGGGCCACCCCCAUGUAGCCCAGGUAGUCCAUGGGAAGGCCUUGCCGGUACUCCACGUCCUCCUCCAGGGCCAUCUGCAGGGCAGCCGGCAGGAGCUUCUCCAGGAGGUCCCCCCAAGAGUUCCUCUGGAAGGACGACACCGUGAUGUGGAGCGAGUGCGCGUCAGGGAGACAGUCGCCCUGGUGGAUGAAGCCCCGGGGGAAGUAGAGCAGGUCGCCGGCCUCCAGCA